Colossoma macropomum (tambaqui) is the source of this 3233-nucleotide messenger RNA. RefSeq names its product ring finger protein 208 (gene rnf208). NCBI's taxonomy places the organism in Eukaryota, Metazoa, Chordata, Actinopteri, Characiformes, Serrasalmidae. The transcript has 2 exons. Bases 1725 to 2513 code for a protein of 262 amino acids. Gene Ontology annotation, biological process: protein ubiquitination. The record is from RefSeq and is a predicted model, not a curated record. Gene Ontology annotation, molecular function: ubiquitin protein ligase activity.
GGUAAGAUAUAAAGUAAAAGGUAGAGAGACAGAGAGAAAGGGUGAGAGAGUUACAGACAUAGUGUCAAGAGAGAGAGAAGGUGCCAGAUAUAGAUUGAGAGAGUGUGAUAAAGAGUAAGUGAUCGAGAGGCAGAGAAGGGAUCGGUUGAGAAAGACAGCGAGAGAGUAAGUGGUAGGGAGAGGAAGAGAGGGAAGAGGGUGAUAGAGAUAAAGAGUGAGUGAUAGAGGGACAGAGAGAGACAGAUAAACAUUUUCUGAGAAGUAAAUGCAGACUGCAGAUGCUCUGGUGCUGAGAGAGAGAAAGGAGGGAGGGAACGAAGAGAAGCAUGUAAAAGAGGGAGAGAGAGAAAGAGAGAGAGAGAGGUGGGGGGGAGGAAUGAGCAGACAGAAGGAGAGGAGUGAACUGUCGGAAAGAGAGAUGGUCAGAGGACGGCAGAGUGGACGAGGAGAGUGGUGAGAAAGAGGAGAAAAGGCGGAACAGAAGGAGAACUGCUCGCCCACCACAUCCUUCUCCAUCAUUCUUGUCGCCGUGACGACGCAUCCCUCAAUCUUUCCCCUCCUCCACCCUUCUCUCCUUCUCCUCUCAGAGGAAGGGAUGCUUUCUCUCUCAUCCCUCCGUCCACAGCUGAAACAAUACGGACGAGUGAACGUGACUCUGAGGCUUCAUCACAACGAAUACAUGGAUCAGCAUCAUCAUCUUCAUCAUCAUCAUCACUGGAACUGACUGUUGUACAUGCACAGGAAAAGAAACUACCCAAGAGACUCCACAUCUGGCCUGCUUGGGAAACAAGCCUGGAACAGAAUCUGGACAUACUCCUGGGACACUCCUGAACCUGUCACAUCGCUGAAGAGUGGACGCACACCCUUCCUCAUACACACACUCCUCUUGAGGAAUUCCAAGCAGUGUCAGACCUUCUAGAUCUUUCCUUUGUGUCAAGAACAUUCGCCCAAAAGAGGCACUGCUGAUCAUCUCCAAGAAGGGGUGGGUCUUCAGAGCUUCUGAGCUCAAUUUUGGAGGAGGAAGGAAGUCAUGUCAGCUGUGCCACUGAGGUGGAUGUGGUACCCCAGCACAAACUGCUCUAGUUCCUUUUAGAAACCUCACAAGAACUGUGAGAACCAAAACCUAAUAAGCUUGUGAUUUAGUCUUUAAAUGCCUUCUUAAAGAGAUUUUCUGUGUAGGUGCUAAUUGUAUCUAAGUCUAUAAAGUAGGUAUUUAUGGUAUCAUCUUGAAUAUUAAGAAAUAUCUUUGUGGUUAAGUAUUUCCUGCUGUGCUGUGUUUGACCAUUCAUUUGUAAAACUGGAUAUAGAGUAUUAUUUUUGCUCAUAGAGAAACUGAAAUAUUAAUAACCAGGGUGUAAGUCAUCAACUCAGUGGACAUUGCAACCUGCCAAACAUUCUGAACUACUGGAUAUUUGAAUCUACUGGACAUUUUAAGCUACUGGACAUUGCAAACUACUGGAUAUUGCAGACUUUGGGCAUUACAAACUUCACAUUGCAACUUGCUUUACCUUCUUGAGGAACUAGUGUGACCGCAUAAGAACUGUGCUUGACCAGUGAGAGACUUCAGAAGAACAAUGGACAAAAGCAUCCGUCCAUACGUUCCCUCCAAUGGCUGAGUGUCAUCCUCUGAGUAUACAGAAGACAUCGUCCAAAGGGCUGUGAGUCUGACACCACAAACACACACUCAAACACCUGCAAAGACCACCCUUCACUUCCCAGAGCGAAUGUCCUGUCUGCGACGCCAGCCUGUGACCAUCCCAAUGGAUACCGUCAAGAUCAUCCAAUCUGAGAAGUUCCCCCGGGAGUGCCCAGUGCCAGUCACUCAGCCUCGUUUCGCGCCUCCUCCACGGGUGGCCUGGGAUGGAGGAGGUGAAGGGGAAGUCAUUGUCAACCAAGCCUGCAGCGACUUGUCCCUGGAGGUCAAUGGGAACACCGUGGUCAAUCCACGGCCUAUGGUAUCCCCCCCAGCUCCCGUCUUGCGUCGGGAAGCUAGCUAUUUAGCUCAACGCAAGGCAAGCACCACCGAGAUAUGCUACCACCAGUUUCACUACAAGAUGGAUGAUGUAAUCGUGAACCAGUACGUGCUUCGCUCUUCGUCCACUUCUUCUUCUUCUUCCUCCUCGACAUCCUCUGGGCCGGUGAUGCCAUGUGAACCACUGGACUGCCCAACUUGCGGACACAUGUACAACUUUGCAGGAAAGCGCCCCCGGAUCCUUUCCUGCCUGCACUCGGUGUGCGAGGAGUGCCUGCAGAUCCUGUACGAGUCUUGCCCCAAGUAUAAGUUCAUCUCUUGCCCCACGUGCCGCCGUGAGACCGUCCUCUUCACCGACUACGGCCUGGCCGCGCUGGCCAUCAACACCAGCAUCCUGAGCCGGCUGCCGUCUGAUCCCGGAGGGACAGUGCAGUGGGGCGGAGACGCCGACCGCAGCUGCUACCAGACAGUGCGCCAGUACUGCCAGUCGGCAUGCACCUGCCACAUUGCCAACCCGCUCUCAUCCUGCGGCAUCAUGUAGAUCUGAAACGGGCCAUUGAGUGGUACUGUUUGAGCCAAACCACAGAACUAAACCACCCCUGUCACUCUGCUUUUCCAAAGCUUUCUUCCUGUAGAUCCAAAAACAGCCCACCAGGUGGCACUGUUCGAGCCAAAACCAAGACCCUUCCCAUGACCCUGUUUUUUCCAAAGCUCCCCUUCUCUCCCAACAUCCUUUCACUUGCAGCAUAACAUAGGACAUUGUAAACUGCUAGACAAUGCAAACUGCUGGACCAAAACAGGCCAUCAGAUGUGAAACAGGCCCUCAGUUGGCACUGUUUGAGCCAAAACCACUUCGCGACCCUGCUUCUCCAAAGCUAUCCUUCCUGUUGGAGCAUCAUCUUGAUCCAAAACAGUCCAUCAAGUGGUGCUGUUUGAGCCAAAAUGCCAAAACUCAACCCCUACUUGCCGUGACCACGCUACUCACAAGUCCUCUGUCUCACCCACAACAGAUGUAUCUAUAGAUCUAAUAGCACAGACGGUUGCUGUCUGGACUUUUAAGUGAAAGAGACACUUGUGCGCGGAGCCAAGAAAAAUGAAAUAUCAGAGUAAAUGUAUUUUAUGUACGAACUGAUUGACCCCUUCCCCAAGCCCUGUUUCUCUUGUUUGGAUGUGUUUGUCAUUGACAUCUCUUCACAUGGGAAUGCCAAGGAGACUUUGUCUCCCCCCUCCUGGGUAAAGCAAAUAAAUUAAUUGAAAUGAA